Cyanidioschyzon merolae strain 10D is the source of this 1827-nucleotide messenger RNA. Its product is annotated as signal recognition particle SRP54 homolog ffh. Gene Ontology annotation, cellular component: signal recognition particle. NCBI's taxonomy places the organism in Eukaryota, Rhodophyta, Bangiophyceae, Cyanidiales, Cyanidiaceae. The coding region runs from base 1 to 1827 and encodes 608 amino acids. Gene Ontology annotation, biological process: SRP-dependent cotranslational protein targeting to membrane. Gene Ontology annotation, molecular function: ATP hydrolysis activity; GTP binding; GTPase activity. The transcript has a single exon. The record is from RefSeq and is a predicted model, not a curated record.
AUGCAAACAGCCUUUCAGGUUCACGUUUGUUGGUCAAGAACCUCCCGCAAUAGGCAGCUGCGAGCUGUUUGCCCCGGAAGAAACAGCCGCGGGUUCGGGCCCCAGGCGAGCACGGGAUGCUCUUUCCGUCACAAGUCAGCGUGGCUAGGAAGCUACGACAGGGCGGGUAUUGCAACAGCAAGAGUGCUGCACCUGGAGAGGGAGCAGGUUGCUUUCCGCAGGUUUCACGCUCUGCGGGGUUCUCCUCAUGGCUUUGCAGGUACCCGAAUGCUUUUUGAAGCCCUUACCGAAAACUUUCAACGCUCAUUGGCCGCACUGCGAGGUCUGGACAAAAUCACGGAGACCAAUAUCGAGCCGACCCUUAAAGAAGUGAGGCGCGCCUUGAUUGACGCUGAUGUAAACGUCAAAGUGGUCGACAUCCUCCUUGCCGCGAUUAAAGAGCAAGCGCUGAACAUGAAGGUUGUGAAAGGCGUAACACCAGGCCAGCAGUUCGUGAAAAUCGUCUACGACGAGCUGAUUCGCCUGCUAGGCGGUGACCCGGCGACCAGUUCCAGCAAGGCGGGUGCAUCUCCUCUGCCGGCACUAGCAGAGAGUCCCACGAAACCUACCGUGAUUCUCAUGGCCGGCCUGCAGGGCGCUGGCAAGACGACACAAUCAGCGAAACUUGCACGUUUACUCCAAACCGAAAAGCGAUCGCGGAAAAAGGUUCUGCUCGUUGCGGCUGAUGUGCAGCGACCAGCCGCAGUCGAGCAACUCCAAACGCUAGGUCAACAAAUUGAAACGGAAGUUUUCAUCCCAGCUAUGGUUGGGACCGGCUCCGUUACCGCACUGGAGGUGGCCACCAGAGCCCUCGACUACGCCAAACAGAAAGCGUUCGAUUUUAUGAUCGUGGACACAGCCGGCCGCCAAGUCAUCGAUGAGCGACUCAUGGAGGAGCUUCAACAGAUCAAGCGGGUGCUCUCUCCAGCGGAAAUCCUGCUCGUUGUCGAUGGGAUGAUCGGUCAGGAGGCAGCCAAUAUCACGCGAGCAUUCCAUGAGCGGAUUGGGAUCACGGGUGCGAUCCUCACGAAAAUGGAUGGCGACACGCGCGGCGGCGCAGCGUUGUCGAUCAAGCAGAUCUCGGGGGCGCCGAUUAAAUUCAUCGGGGUUGGUGAGAAACUGGACAAACUGGAGAAAUUCUAUCCAGAUCGAAUGGCGUCACGCAUCCUCGGCAUGGGUGAUAUCAUCACGCUGGUUGAGCGUGCGCAGGAGGCGGUCGACGAAAAGGAGGCUGAACAGCUGGCUCGCAAGAUGCUGGAGGCGCGCUUUGAUUUCAAUGACUUUUUACGCCAGACUCGGUUCGUGCGUUCGAUGGGUUCCUUCGCCGGCGUUCUAAAGUUGUUGCCUGGCGUCUCCGGUAUGCUGAAGGAGGACCAGUUGCGCGCUGGCGAAAAGCGUCUGCGCCUAGCUGAGUCUGUCAUUAAUUCGAUGACGCCGCGGGAGCGCGCGAAUCCCGAUCUACUCACCGUUGAUAAAACGGCGGCGAGUCGCAUGCGACGGAUUGCCCGGGGAUCGGGUCGAUCGCUGGAGCAAGUGGAGAGCCUCAUGCGCGAUUUCGUGAACAUGAGGAACGUGAUGGCCCAGAUGUCGAGAAGGAUGAUGGGCGGUGGCAGUGGCGCUGGACCGGUUCCUUCGAAUGCGUCACAGAAUCCGGGAGACUUGGCGACGAACCUGGCAUCUGGGGAUCUGGCAAGCAAUAUCGGGAACCGAGCUGCUCGUCGAAAACUUAAUAAGAAGAAGAGUGAUGCCUCGUCAUCCAAGAAGAGCGGUUUUGGGUUUAAGCAAUGA